Messenger RNA from Hordeum vulgare subsp. vulgare (domesticated barley), 2661 nucleotides. Its product is annotated as BRCA1-associated RING domain protein 1-like. Gene Ontology annotation, biological process: negative regulation of fatty acid biosynthetic process; double-strand break repair via homologous recombination; positive regulation of transcription by RNA polymerase II. The transcript is spliced from 13 exons. Gene Ontology annotation, cellular component: plasma membrane; BRCA1-A complex; BRCA1-BARD1 complex. Gene Ontology annotation, molecular function: ubiquitin-protein transferase activity. The record is from RefSeq and is a predicted model, not a curated record. Bases 224 to 2323 code for a protein of 699 amino acids. NCBI's taxonomy places the organism in Eukaryota, Viridiplantae, Streptophyta, Magnoliopsida, Poales, Poaceae.
ACCUCCUUCAUUCAAGUAGUGCGAAGCGAACGCUCGGCAGUGGCCACGCCCCCCUGCCACCCCCAUGCCGCGCGCCCUGCUCCUUGUCAAAUCGCCGCCUCGCUCCUCCCGCCCACUCCCCAGCGCCGCCCUUCGCCACAUUUAAAGAUUAAACCGCGACCGCUCCGCCGUCGCCGGGCCACGAGACGAGAUCGUCGUCCGAGUAGCCGCCGGGCGUGCCGAUAUGGUGUCGAUGGGGACCAGCACCGGGAGCCGGAGCGGAGCGGUCGUGUGGAGGGAGAUAGCGUCGUCACAGCCGCCGGGAUUCGGCCGGCCGACGGGGAGCGUGGGCGGAACAGCCUCGCGGAGCGAGAGACCGUCGCCGGCCCAGGGACUCGCCGCCGCGCGUCCGUCCUCGACACAUUCCGGAGGUACCAAGUCUGCUACUCGUACUGACAUGUUGGUCGGCAUAGGAAUGGAAGCUGACUGUGAUAAUCUUGAGGUUCCACGACAUGUUGGGAAUGAACGUGCAUCCCCUGCGAAAGGCCGAAAGAGGAAAUUUUUUAUUGAUACAACGAAAGGUGCAUCACCAGGUGUUAAUGCAAGUAACACUGGGCAGCACCUGCGUUCCUGCAGAAAAGGCAAGGGCCCAGGGAAACAUGCAAAGUUAGAAGACAACAAAGGUGCUACUAGGUUGGGGAGAGAUCAGACACCAAUCGGUUUAUUUGAAGAUGAAUGCGUUUUUUGCCAUUCAUUUAGAACCAGUGAGCCGUGGCAUGGUCCAAUGGUAGUCUAUCACAAUAGAAGGAUUGUGCCCAGUGAUGAGGGCAUCCCUACCAACGCCGUCUAUGUCCAUGAGAGAUGCAUGGUUUGGGCCCCAGAAGUGGAAUCCAAUGGUGAUACUUUUAAGAACGUGGAGAAUGAAAUCAAUCGUGCUAAAAGAUUGAGAUGCAGCAGAUGCAAACUCCGGGGAGCAGCGCUUGGUUGUUAUGACAACUCCUGCAGAAAAACAUAUCAUGUCCCAUGUGCAAUGAUGAUACUAGAAUGCCGCUGGGAUGUUGAGAAUUUCCGUGUUUGGUGCCCCAAGCAUGCAGCACGUGAUGAGAAGCGCCCACCAACAAUGGAGAGUGACACUCCUUCCCUCGUCCUUCAAAAUCAUUCCAGCCAAUGUCCAGCUAAAGAAAUUUCGGUCGAUUGCCAAAUGGAAGAUGAACACAUUAAUCCAUUACCGGGCGAUGAGAUGAGCUCACCACUACUUGAAAGUGACACUACUUCCGCUGUCCUUCAGAAUCAUUCCAGCCAAUGUCCAACUAAAGAAAUUUUGGUCGAAUGCCAAGUGGAAGAUGAACACAUUAAUCCAUUACCGAGCGGUGAGGUGAGCUCACUGACAAUGGAGAGUGACACUCUUUCCCCCGUCCUUCGAAACCAAUAUUUAGUUAAAGGUGGAACUUCUGUCCUUCAUAGAAGGGAAGAUCUGCAAGUAGAUCAGCUGAACACCUCGAGUUCUUCCUUGCCUCAGGGUGUAUUUCAUGGUUACCGCCAAUGUUCGGACAAAGAAAGAAUUUCUGCCAAUUACCGGAGAGAAGAAAAGCUAGUAAACCAGUCUAGCACCCCUGUGGAUCAAUGGGUUUUGCUCGGUGUAUCUUUAAGUGUGUCAGAAAAGGAUUCCUUGAAGGAAUUUGCAUCCUUAACCAGUUCAAUCUUGGCUGAGGCAUGGGACAGAAAUGUGACUCAUGUUAUUGUGGGCAGAAAUGCCGGUGACGCAUGUGGCAAAUCAUAUGAGGUCCUGAUGGCGAUACUGUCUGGAAAAUGGAUUGUCACAGUCAGAUGGAUUAUGGAUUGCUUGGUGGAACCGAUUCCAGAUGUAAAAACUUGCUUGGAGAAGCUGGUUCCUGGCCCGGAAAUUUCUUACGAGGUGAAUUUCUGUGAUGGUUCGCGCACAUCAGGUUAUGGACCGACGAAAGGAAGAGCUAGAGCUGCUGAACGGGCACCAAAACUGUUCUCAGGACUGCAUUUCUGCCUCAGCGCCUACAUGGACCCUGAAGACAGAGAAACCAUCCGAAGACUCGUAGCAGCUGGUGGAGGGCAAGUACUGGAGGGAAUCAGCCCAGACCGGUUGCAUGAGAAUCUGAACAGAAAUCCCGCGGAGGUGUACUUCAUCUACGACAGCAGCCCUCCAAGGAAGAUCACUAAGGAUUUCGAUCUUAUCCUUGGCAAGGAGAUUCAGGAGAGCAUCGAGUAUGCGAAAUCGGGAGCACAUGUGAUCAGCCACACGAAGCUGCACGACGCCAUCCUGUACUACGAUGCGCGGAUCCUGGAACGGAGGCUUCACGAAGAUAUGUGAGUGAAGGACGCGGCUUCAAGCGGUGGCUUUUCGCUCGCGGUACGACAGUUUUUUGGGUUCAGCCCCCCACAUGAGCUGCUUGGGGUGCUGUCGAAAGUUGCCAGAUCACAUACUCUACUCACCCAAUAGGCUGUAGGGUGAUGUCUGUUGUUGUUUUAGUGCUGGACUGUUCGUUUACCAGAUUUUUAGUAACCGCGCCAGACGGUUGUUUCGCGGUGCCUAGGCGCUUGUUGUCUAAUGGUUUUUUACCUUUUUGGUGGUGACUGAAGCCUCUGUUGGGCCGACGCAUCAUAUGUUUGGAAUUGGAUUGUCAACUCUGAAGAAGCCCUCAACUGUUA